Messenger RNA from Ruditapes philippinarum (Manila clam), 2233 nucleotides. RefSeq lists its product as uncharacterized. The transcript is spliced from 2 exons. Gene Ontology annotation, biological process: proteasome-mediated ubiquitin-dependent protein catabolic process; protein polyubiquitination. Lineage: Eukaryota; Metazoa; Mollusca; Bivalvia; Venerida; Veneridae. The coding region runs from base 737 to 1861 and encodes 374 amino acids. The record is from RefSeq and is a predicted model, not a curated record. Gene Ontology annotation, molecular function: ubiquitin protein ligase activity.
ACCUUACAUGUUUACAGUAUAUGUAUGAAAAUUUGGCAACUUUCGAUAGUAAAUAAUCGUCAUCCUAACAAAGAGAGAUAAAUAUUUCAGCACCUGUGUUAUUUAUUUUAUCAUAAUGUAACCAGGAAGUAUAGAUCGUGGGAGGUCAAAUUAUAGUUACACUGUAAAACUCCCACAAAAUGGCGACAGACAAGGACAUAAAGUCGUCUGUUCUUGCUAGUUCAGAGGAGAUUUUUGAUACAUAUUGCUCACCGUGUUCGGAAUCUGGGAAACUUAUAGAAGCAGUUAAGUUUUGUGUGGAUUGUGGGUCGUAUUUCUGUUCUAAAUGUCUCAAGUAUCAUAAUAAAUUUCCAGCACUAAGAUCACACCAGAUAUUAGACAAAUCUGAUAAAAUCAGAUCAGAUGGAAAUAUUGAAACAGAACCCGGACUACCAACAGAAAGGUGCGCAGUUCAUCAUGGCAAGUUAGUGGACAUGUUUUGUAAAGACCAUGACGAAGUUUGUUGUGCAGCAUGUAUAGCUAUAAAACACAGGUCAUGUAUAAAUGUUGAUUAUCUACCCGACGUUGCCCAGGGAAUAAACAACAGUGAUGAGUAUGAAAAAACUAAAUCAUCACUCGAGAAUGUUCUCAUCGAAUUAAGAGGUGUGAUAGAAGCUAAAACAGAUAAUCUCAAAAUACUUCAGAGGAUAAGGAGCAGUUAUUUGAAGAUAUAGAAAACUUGAAAACAGAAAUUCUGAUGAAGAUUGAAGAGCUGGUAGAAACUUCAAAACAACAAGUAUCAUUGAAGUAUGGAGAAGUAAAGAAACAUAUCCAGUCAGAUCUAGAUGCUUUAAAUACUAUUUUAACAACGACAACAACAGAUUUCCGGAAACUGUCAGAAAAAAAUGAAUCCCAGUUGUUUGUAAAUCUUAAAGCAAGUAAAGUUUCUAUCAGGGAUUGUGAAACUUUUUUGAGUGAAUUAUCAACAGGUAAAGUAAAUGAGAAGUUGGGAUUGAUGGCGAAUAACAAUCUGAAAGAUAAACUAAAUGACAUUGAGAGUUUAGUUGUUGACAUUGGUGUGAAGGAAUACAAAGCAACACUUUCUGGAAAAUACAAGAUCGAUCCGGAAAAUUGUGAGGUAACUGGUAUAUGUGCUAUGGAUGAUGGUUCAUUUGUCAUUGCCGAUUACACACAUUCAAAACUGAAGCGACUGAAUGAAAAAUUCACGGUAACAGAUUCCGUUACAGUUGGUGGAAAUCCAUACUCAGUAUGCAGAAUAGGGCAAAACGAGGUUGCAACGUACAUAUGUGGUAAUGGUCAUAUACAGCUUAUUUCGCUCGGAAAAACUAUGCAGUUGGCAUUGACAAUAAAUAUCGGCAAGUGUAAUGAUCCUGUUGGUGUUUGUUAUGAUACAACGCUUGACGGAAUCAUGUUAUGUGAAAGUAAUAAAAUAUCAGUAUAUAGCAAGUCCGGUAACUUAAUAAAAACACUUGAGAAGAAUAAAAAUGGUGACCAGCUAUUUACAAAAGCAACACAAGUAGCAAUGAACACAAAUACUAAGAUAAUGGUUGUUUCAAAUGGCGACGGAAAUAAUGUGAAGGCAUUGACAAGAGAUGGUGAAAUAGUUUGGACAUUUAGUGAUCCAGCAUUGCAGAGACCAUGGGGAGUCUGUAUCCUGCCUGGAGACAUAAUCUUAGUCAGUGGACUUAGCUCAAACACUGUACUGCAGGUUAACAAGAAAGGUAAAAUGAUCAGUGAACUGUUGGGAGGUUCUGAACAACUAAACCAACCGUUUGCAUUGGCUUUUGACAAGAUGAGUUCUCGGCUGUUAGUAGGGUGCAGUUCGAACGAAUUAUGCGUGUACACGUUAACUAAGACAUAAGUUAUACUUGGGGGAUAAUCAGAAACACAAUUAACUGGGUGUGACACUCUCAUUAUAGUUCUGUGACGAAACAAAUGCUCUUUGUUUCAGUAAAUAUAUUCAAAUAACAGGAAUGUCUUGCUAUCUCUUGCCUCUGAUAGUGUUAAUUGAUAAUUUUCAAACUGAUAUCUCUGUUAGAUAAAACAUGUGAAGUGUCACAAAUAGAAAUUAGUGUCAUAUUAUUUUUUUUAAUAUCUUUAUUUAUUCUCUACUUAAAAUUUAAGAUAUUUGAGUUAUACACUCCAUAAAAGGAUACACAACACAAUAUCUUUAUUUCCGAUAUAAAUGUGAUUUUUGUUAAAACGUUAUAUCUGAUAAUAAAAAUUAUUAAUA